CAUCCGCUCAGCUCCCCAUUGACGUCACUGUGGUAUCACAUGAACGAGCCGGGACCAAUCCGAGACGUGCAGUCAAAGUGCCUGGUUUCUUCACGAAGAUAGAGGAAAGACAGAAAAGGGAACCGUGCCAAUGAGCUACUAAAGAGAAAAAAAAAUCCACGAAGAGAUACGUCGCUCUCGGACUCUUUUUUUCUAAAACAAGAAUUAUUUUUUAUGUUUCUGAUUUCUGGAUUAUGCCGUCGCGGUGAUCGGUGUAAUGGAUAUAGCAAUGGCCCGAUCAUAUUAAAUAGCUGGUGUCGGGGGGGAGCGGAGCGCGGAGAGGAAGAGACAUUUCUGGGGUAAUCGUGCGCAGAGAAAAGAGGACAGAAACCCCACAUCCCCUCUCUUUCCCCCGUCAGGGAAUCCUCUCCAAUCGUCAUUUCAUGGUUUUUCAUUGUCUGUGUCCAGUCGCAUAUUUCUUUUCAUAAUACAAAUACAGUAUUCGGUCGUGCAGUGGUAACUACAUUUACUCGCAAUCGUUCUGGUUUUGGUUGCCUUUAAAAAAAAAAUCUAAAUUGCAAUACGAUUGUUUUUGAUAUAUAGUUUUUAUAUUUUUGUAGCGGUAGCGUUCGUCCAACUGCUGGAACGAUUAAAUAUGGAUUUUAACAGCAAUGGAGGGGGUAGCGAGCUCCACAACAAUCAGUACCACCAGUCGGAAGAGAGCAAGCCUUUACUGGGGGAGAUGUCUACGCCGACGCCGCCGGAGGGGAACAAUAAUAAUAAGAUGGGCGCCGGGCCGGGUCGUAGAACCCUGCUCCACAGUAGCAGCGGGAUGCGAUACAAGCUCCUUCAGGAGGGAGACAUUCAGGUGUGUGUGGUCAAGCACCCUCGCACCUUCCUCAGCAAAAUCCUCACCUCUAAAUUCUUACGGAGAUGGGAACCCCACCACCUAACCCUGACGGACUGCAGCCUCGCCUCAGCCACGCCCACAGGCUACAUGGAGACCUCUCUCUCCUACAGCAGCAUCGAGGAGCUCCAGCCCCUCAUCUGGGACAAUGCCCCCAAAUACUGCCUUCAGCUCGGCUUCCCCGGAGGGACCGUGCUCCUGCAGGCAGCCAACAGCUAUCUGCGAGACCAGUGGUUCCACUCUCUCCAAUGGAAGAAAAAGAUCUACAAGUACCGGAAGGUUCUGACCAAGCCCAGCCGCUGGGAGGUGGUUCUGAAGGAGAUCCGGGCCCUGGUGGAUCUGGCCCUGACCUCACCACUGCAGGACGACUCCAUCCACCAGGCCCCCCUGCACAUCAUCUCCACCCUGCUGGCUGAGAACUCCAACCUGAGUGCUCAAGAGCAUGAGAACAUUAUUGUGGCCAUCGCCCCUCUACUGGAGAAUAACCACCCUCCCCCUGACCUGUGUGAAUUCUUCUGCAAGCACUGCCGGGAGCGGCCACGGUCGAUGGUCGUGAUCGAAGUGUUCACACCUGUGGUCCAGAGAAUCCUCAAACACAACAUGGAUUUUGGGAAGUGCCCUCGGCUCCGCCUCUUCACUCAGGAGUACAUUUUGGCUCUCAAUGAGCUCAAUGCUGGAAUGGAGGUGGUGAAAAAGUUUGUACACAGCAUGCACGGCCCAACGGGACAGUGCCCCCACCCCCGCGUCCUCCCGAACCUGGUGGCAGUGUGUCUGGCUGCCAUAUACUCCUGCUACGAGGAGUUCAUCAACAGCCGAGACAACUCCCCCAGCCUGAAGGAGAUCCGGAACGGCUGCCAGCAGCAGGGCGACAGGAAGCCCCCCAUGCCCCUGCGUCUCCUCCGCCCGGACCCGCCCACGCCCCCUCCCGCCACACCGCCCUCCCUGUCCCUCUCCCCGCCGCCCUCCCUGCCCCUCUCCCCGGCCCCCUCGCUUCCCCUCUCCCCGGCUCCCUCCAUCGUCAACUCCAGCCAGAUCCUGGUGGAGCUGGAGCGCAACAACAACAGCAGCAACAGCGUGGCCCACAGCAAGCUGAAGGGCCCAGCGGGGGGCGACAGUGAGCCCAACCUCAUCGACUGCCUGCUGGUCAGCCCUGCACUCAGCUCCCUGUCCAUCCAGCUGCCCGCGCAGGCCGACCGAGUGCUCGGCUGCUUCGCCCUCAUCCUCAAGAUGCUGUCUGACUAUGAUGACUGGAGACCAGCAUUGGCAAGUCUACUGCAGCCAAUCCCUUUCCCCAAAGAGGCCCUUGCACAUGGCAAAUUCACAAAGGAGCUGAAGUAUGUCAUUCAGAGGUUUGCAGAAGACCCCAGGCAAGAGGUACACUCCUGUCUCCUCAGUGUUCGCUCUGGAAAGGACGGCUGGUUCCAGCUUUACAGUCCAGGGGGCGUGGCCUGCGAUGAUGAUGGAGAGCUCUUCGCCAGUAUGGUGCACAUACUGAUGGGCUCCUGCUACAAGACCAAGAAGUUCCUCCUCUCUCUGGCUGAGAACAAGCUGGGACCCUGCAUGCUGCUGGCACUGCGGGCAAACCAGACCAUGGUGGAGAUCCUGUGCCUGAUGCUGGAAUAUAACAUCAUAGAGAAUGACGAUACGCAGCUGCAGAUCAUCUCCACUCUGGAGAGCACGCAGGCCGGCUUCAGCAUGUACGAGCAGCUGUGUGACCGACAGAGAGAGCUGCGGGAGCUGCAAAGAAAGGGGGGUCCGACUCGGCUCACACUUCCCUCCAAAUCCACAGAUGCGGACCUGGCUCGGCUCCUGAGCUCCGGUUCCUUUGGGAACCUGGAGAACCUCAGCCUGGCCUUCACCAACGUCACCAGCGCCUGUGCCGAACAGCUCAUCAAACUCCCCUCACUCAAGCAGCUCAACCUGUGGUCCACCCAGUUUGGUGACGCAGGGUUACGGUUGCUGUCGGAACAUCUGGCGUGUCUGCAGGUGUUGAACCUGUGUGAGACGCCCGUCACUGAUGCCGGUCUGCUGGCUCUCAGCUCUAUGAAAAGCCUGUGCAGUCUGAACAUGAACAGCACCAAACUCUCUGUGGAUGCCUACGAGGACCUCAAGGCUAAGCUGCCCAACCUGAAGGAAGUGGACGUCCGUUACACAGAGGCCUGGUGAUCGCACACCCGUGACAUUAUCACCAUGCUAGGACCCUCUGACAUCAUCCGAAACAAAUCAGGACCUUAUGACAUCAUCCCCAUCGCAGGAUAGACUGACAUCAUACCUGGCACCAGGACCUUAUGAUGUCAUCCUAACAACAGGACCCUGUGACAUCAUCACGACCACACAAAUCUUUAUCACCCCAGGACCUUAUGAUGUCGUCCCCAAAAGCAGGACCUUAUGACAUCAUUUCCACCCUGUGAUAUCAGGGACCAGGACUGUCUUUCUUGUGGCAUCGCCUAAAAGGCGUCUCUGCAGUGAGAUGUGUCAAGUAAAAGUUUGGGUUUUUGUGAGUGGUUGGCCCCUUCUUUGUCCACAACCUCUGACCUUUGACCAGAGGCCCUCCCAGAGCUCCAUGGAGUUCACAUGGAACAAAGCGGCAGACAGGGGAAUCUGCUUCCUCCGCUUUUCCCGUUCAGGAAGCUUUGGUCGGAAAACCACUCUUAUUUAAUUUGUUAGGGUUCUCGUGGUGUGAGGACCAUCGUGACCGGCAAGCCUGGAAAAGCCACAGGCGAGUGCCGGUACAAUGACGUUCAGUUUGAACCAUGGCGAGUCGAGAAUUGCAUCUGGUGGUGAGAAUUUAACGCUUGUUAAGUUCUGAGUUUUUUUCCCCCUGACCUGGACGCCAGUCUUAUUCGGUCAGGUUGUCUGGUGGAUAAAGUUCCACUCCAGGCAUAUGAAACCACAGUAAAAUACUGUGUCUGUCUCCCCCACUCACUCUCCCACUGUCUCCCAUCUAUUUUUAUUGACUUGAAUGAACAUAUUUUUCCAGACAUCUCUGCUUUCAUAUACUGUGUGUUUAUAUAUAGAAUAUAUAUUCUCCUUUUGACCUUUUUCAUCUUAAGUCGGGUGUUCUGCCCAGUCGCCUAACAUACAUUUGAAAGGAUUAUUAUUUUUCUUUCUAAAAACAGUUUUAUUUCCAAUGUACAUAAGUCUCCCCCCGUAUUUAAAAGAAGGGUUAUGUAAGAGGUGGUCUGGUACUACCUUUUAUUUCUGCAUUUGUCUCACUCUCUGUCUCUCUGUCUUUCUUUCUCUUUCUUUCUCUCUCUCUUUCUCUCUGUCUCUCUCUCUGUAUCUCUCUGUCUCUCUUUCUCUCUGCUCUGGUUACUGUCUGUGGAAACAAGCAUUGCGUCAUCAUUUCAAUGUGCAUUUCUUUUUUGAUUGGCCAAUUUAGUCGUUUCUCCGAUUGGCUGUCCAGUGAUUAACAAGGAAAAAGGAAGGUCUGUGGAACAGAGGAAAGAGGAGGAAAACGCUCCCUCUGCAAUCAGUCGAGACCAAACUUAUUUUUCAUUUAUUGUAUACGCUUUUUAUAUACAUACAUCAUGUGUAUAUAAAUGUAUAAAUAUAAAUGUAUAUAUUCUCCCUUUCCCCUUCUACAGGGGACAGCUGUUGCCUUCAUAUUCAGGGUGUGUGUUUGUAUGCAUACGCACAAGUCUGUGCGUGUGUACGCGUGGGUGUUUUCCUCAGCAUCAGCACUGUAAUUACAUUUCAACUGUUACUGUGCUUUUGCUGAUCAAUCUUUUAACCUUAUGUUUUAACCGUUUGAUUUGAUCAUUUCAGUCAGUUUGUUGCUUGUGCUUUUGCAUGUACAUCUGCUUCUGUUAUGUUUUAAUUUUAUAAUAUUGCUGUCAAGUGCAGAGUCCGAUGGCACCUGCAGGUGCCGCUUCUUAUGUUAGGACAGAGACUGUUUGGGGUGACACUGUACGUCCAUGCAAGUAUGUGUGUGCGUGCAUGUGUGUAAUGAAGUACACGUGUUCUAGAUUAUAUUGCCCUAUGAUUGGAGAAGCUGAUCGUCUGUAACAUUGACAUUGUGUAGGUAUUACACCAACACACCAGAGCCAGAUAAAUUCAUUACUGUUUUGUGUACAAAUACACGUACCCACACCCAGUGGACAUAUACUGUUUCCUAAGCAAGGUCUCUUUUCUGGAACCCUGCUGUCGUUGGUGAUUUACACCGCACAUAUUUACCAUGCCGUUUGACCACACUAGCAGACAUAGGGGUGCGUAUGUUGGUGGGCGUUUAGUUCCUCUGCAUAAAAAAACAAAAAACACUUCAACCAAGGUUUGCUCGACAGCCAACAUAAGGGAGGAUGUUGAGAGGUUUUUUUUCAUUUUUUUCAUUUCAAUAGCUAUAACGGAAACAUGUUUUUGGUCUGUUUGCCGAACUGUGGUCUGUAUCUAACCUGUGGAUCUCCUUCAUCUAGUCCCUCUGUGUUCUGUCUGUCCACUCCCCCUUAUCAGAGUGAAUUAGUGAGAAUUCUUCUCUGACUUUGGCUUUUCUGUUACCCGAAGUGUCACUGGGUGGACUUGUGUCUUAUCGUGUGGGCCCGUGGCCUCCCCACCAGCCCCCCCCCCCCUCCCUGUCAGCCCCGCUGAGCAAAGCUGUGUGUGUGCGCAAAAAAAAAAAAAAAAACAACAGACAAAUUUUGUAAAGAUUGUCAGCGAAGACAUGGGUCGCGUCUCUCCCGGCAGCUGUUGCCGCCUUUGUUCUAUGACUGCCAUUGUCGGGAAAAAGACAGAAUGAACACAACGAGGCGAUGGAGGGAAGAAGAGAGAAAAAUAUGCGAUGUGAAAAAUAAUUUCAAGAGAAAUAAAUGGUCUGUCAAUAUGUUUCA
Messenger RNA from Conger conger (European conger), 5709 nucleotides. RefSeq names its product c-Maf inducing protein (gene cmip). The transcript has 21 exons. The record is from RefSeq and is a predicted model, not a curated record. The coding region runs from base 635 to 3052 and encodes 805 amino acids. Gene Ontology annotation, cellular component: nucleoplasm; cytosol. NCBI's taxonomy places the organism in Eukaryota, Metazoa, Chordata, Actinopteri, Anguilliformes, Congridae.